This is a messenger RNA of Parasteatoda tepidariorum (common house spider), 1146 nucleotides long. The record is from RefSeq and is a predicted model, not a curated record. Lineage: Eukaryota; Metazoa; Arthropoda; Arachnida; Araneae; Theridiidae.
AUGAUUGAUAAUGAAGUAAUAGUAUCAUCACUUACCAUGUUUUAUCAGGACAUUAGAAACUCUGUAAAUGUUUUUCCAAUAAAUUGCAUUCUAUCAGAAUCGCUGAAGGAAAAUGAACUUUCUGAUGCGAAAAUCGAAAGCAAACGCAAUCUCAAAAUUCCAGAUCCUAUACAAAUAUACAGUGAAAUAAUUCCUCAUUUUCCAACACGCGUUUACUUAAAGAGUGAGAAAACAACUUACUACACGGAUUUGAGUACAGAUAAUCACAUCACUACUUCCAUCUUACAAUCAUUUGAUCCAAGACAAACUUUACUCACCUCAACUCCAUCAUCACUUAAUCCUGUUCCUUCGGAUAAACAAAAAAUCUUGCCAUCCACUUCUGUUGCAGAUGUUAUUUUUUCUUUUCCCUCUACACAAAAAGACUCAAAUGAAGAUGAAUUAAAUGUUACCAAACAUGAAUCAUACUCUGACGAAGAUCUCUCGACAGCUGAAACAGAAAUCGUUGUGUCCAUUCAACCCAUGCCGUCAAGCAACCCUCUUAAUCUUCAACAGUCGUACGCGCAAACCGUUCAACCAAUCAAGAACAUUUCUAUAGGUCAAACUCUCAGUCAGGCUAUGUCAGCAACAAACAAGCCAACGAUACAAGACAAAGGAAAUAUUGCUCUUACACAACAUGUUACCCGGCGAGGAGGCGCGGAAAAUCCGCAGUCAGCAACGUCUGCAGUAGCAACACCAAUACCUGUCACUCAGACGGUGGCUGUAGCAAAACCUGUACCACAUGUGAAAUUCGUACAUCCUGCACCAACACAUGAAGUUGCUGUUCCAUCUUUUCAAAUAACGUUCGAUCCUGUUAAACUUAUCCUAGGUUUAUUGCAAGGUAUACCCAUACCUUCCCUGAAUCUGAAUGGAAAAGCUUUCUUUGGAGUUCAGUUAGAUAAAGGCUUAAACUUUGGGCCAGGUGCUGGUGCUGCAGCUACAUCACCUGUUUUGCAACAGGUAUACGCUCAGAGAAGACAGCAGCCUAGACUGUCGUCAAUUUUAAGGUUAGGCUAGAUCAAAUCAAUGUCUUCUGCCUCAAAACAAUACAGAGAUGCUAACUGCUCCGGACACGCCAAAAUAAUUUUAAAAAAGCAGUAAAUAACUACA